AUGCCGAGCUCUCAAAUUUCCUUGGACCGAGCAUACCUUACUGCAAUUUGGCUUGAGACGCUAUUCUAUGGGAUUAACUUGUUGCUGUUCUUCUCGUACCUCUUCAUUGUACGGUACAAGAGAAGAAUUUCUCUAAGUAAAAUCAUCGUUGGCGUUGCGGUCAUGAUGUUCCUCUUUUCCACCGUCCACGUCUCUUUAGGAUUCUAUCGGUUGAUAGAAGGAUUCAUCGUUUUGAAAGAUCCCAUAGUGUUUUUUUCUGAUGUUUCCAUUCCUGCGAAUGUCGCAAAGGUAACGAUACACACUGUCAAUUCAAUCCUUGGGGACAGUAUCAUGGUGUGGAGAUGCUAUAACGUCUGGGGGCAAAGCUGGUUGCCGUCCAUCCUUCCAAUCCUUUUGAUAAUUGCUUCCGCAGUUUGCGGUUUUGGCCAAGCGGUCAUAUUCGCGGAAGCACGGACUACGCAUAGCGCGUUUGGAUCUAACCUGGAGAGAUGGAAUGGAUCGUUAUUCUCUCUAUCGCUCGCGACAAACGUCGUUGUUACUUCUUUGAUUGCUUCCCGAAUCUGGUGGGUAAGCCGCCAAAAUAGUUCUCUUCAUGAUUCGAGCUUCAAAUAUCGACGAGUCCUACUUCUUGUCAUCGAGUCCGGUGCUAUUUAUUCUUCAGCUCUGGUCAUUGAAAUCACUCUUUAUUUCUUGAACAACAACGCGUUCUACAUCAUCUAUGAUCCUAUUGCUCAACUUACUGCGAGUGUUCCAAUUCCUUUACGCCUCGUCUGCAACUUAAAAUUUUCAUCCUACACUGCAGGCAAUCGUACCUACCAUGAUCAUCGUCAUGACGAGUCUUGA
This is a messenger RNA of Lentinula edodes (shiitake mushroom), 843 nucleotides long. RefSeq lists its product as uncharacterized. The coding region runs from base 1 to 843 and encodes 280 amino acids. The record is from RefSeq and is a predicted model, not a curated record. NCBI's taxonomy places the organism in Eukaryota, Fungi, Basidiomycota, Agaricomycetes, Agaricales, Omphalotaceae. The transcript is spliced from 5 exons.